GUUGUUUACGCCUCUGGACGCACGUGUGCAUUCGUCUAUCGCCUGCGCUUGCUGCACCCGAACGCGUAUGUUCAGUUCAUCCUUCCUCUAUAAAACCCAACAAUUCUCGCCGUCAAGUUCAAAAUUUUCGAAUCCAAGUUUUUCGAAAUGUGCGACGCGUAAAACGCAUCAAAAACGCUCCGAAUUGACCGGUUCCGUGAUCUGUGUCGAUGCGAAAGGUCGUGAGUGACCUUUGACUAGCCAGCUUUCAAGUCGCGUUUCCGCAUUCUUUGAAACAUAGUUCGGACUUUGUUUUGCCGGUGCGUUUUAUGGCAGAAAUGUACUGUUGUCGACUCUGACAUUCCGAGUGGUGCUUUUGGUUGUAAAUUAAACUAAGAAACUAAAUUCUUUUCACGUUGUCGUACGCUGUAUUAUGGACCUAAUGUACGCAAGCGAGGCCUUGUCUUUCGGCUCCUUAAGGUACCAGACACCUUAUGGCAGCGGAGUACCUUUGCGAGAAUAUGCUGCAAAAAAGUACUAUCACCAGGUACCUCAAAAGAAGAUAACUAACCCCGAAAAAGACUGUGAAAUUUGCCGUGAAAAGAAACGGCGCUCUUUGCUGGAAUACCGGCGAACCAAAUCACGAGAAUGUGACUCAUCUAUCCGCGAGGAUGAGGAAGAGACAUGCUCGAGUCAAGGAGCCAAAACAACCUGCCACAAGAAGUGAUUCAACAGUAUUUAUUUAAGAUAGAUUUAAGUUUUAAAUCACACGGUUUUAACUUCCGAUGAUUGUGUGAAGUAUUAUUUAUUUUUUACUUAAACUUGCCAAAAUUAUUUUAAUGCAGAGGUAAGCAUGAUUAUGCGUAAUGUUCAAAAUACUUCCUAUUAUGGAAUUUCCUUUCCUUUAAAGUUAACAAGAGCCUCAUGAAACAGAAAAAAAAAUUGCGAGAUGAAAUUCUCUCCUCCAUUACAAUAGAAUCUCUCAAAGUUUGUUAGAGAAAAUAAAAAUGAAAGUUUAGUCUACUACUAUCAAUCUACUUUUGUCAAACAGAAGUAGAUUAGAUUCAAAACAAUGUUCAAACUUUGUGAUCUCUUCUUACAAUCUCUUUGAAAUGCUAGUAAAACUUAAAACAACUAUCAGGUCAUCAUCUAACAAAAAUGCACUCUUUGAAAUGGGUUACUUUCUGUGCAUUUUUGAGAAAUAGUGAGAGAAAGUUGCCUCAGAUUGAUAUUUUUUAUCUGGUAGGUAUUUCUAAAUCCCCAUUUAAGUAAAUGUAAAGAGCAACUUCUAUCUAACAUUUCCACUUAUCUGGAGUUUUUUUUAAAAUUAAUCACCCACUAAUGAUUAAUUUGAAGUUGUUUAAGUUGAAAAACUAGCAAAACCACUGGAGUUCAUCUGAUUCUAACCAAUUUGUUAAAAGCAGUUACUUUUUUUUACGAUUCUCACUGAAAUUUUUUCACAGAAAUUAUAUUUAGAGCUUACGCUCCUGGGUCGUUAGUUUUAAGUGACUAUUAGGUUAAGAAAUUUUUCGAAAACCUGACUAUUUUAUAAAACAGUAUUAUCUAUUUGUAUUCUACUUUUGAUAAUGACAAAUUUAAGCGGAAAAUCCACUGUAAACUUGAGGAAUUUUUAUUAUCAUUAGACUUCAUCACAUCCAAUCACUCUUGUAUGAGGUGAAUUCUGAAGAGUGAAUUGGGAAUUAAUUACGUAACCUAAAAUGAUUACAAAAAUUGAGAGGGAAAGUGGGCAUUGGUUACUUAAACCAAAAAUCAAUAGUUAAAACAAGACAAAAUGGUUGGAUCUGAGACAAACAUCAAGAGGUUACCUUUAAAACGAAGAGAACCAUCAAACUGAAACAUUUUUGAGGCUGGUUAGUGAGUCCUUCUUUUUGUAAAUUAAACCUAAGAAAUUUCUAAAACCAAUAUUCUUUUGGAAGCCUUAUGGGUGAAUUUUUUUGGAAAUUUGUAAUACCUCAGAAUAACAUUCCUGCUAUUUAACGUGCUUUCUAAAAUGAAGCAACAAGUUUUACAUGUUUAUAUUCAGUCAUCAUUCACCUAUAGAGAUCACUCCUUGAAAUGACAAUGACCUCUAGUACAUAGAAUACACUGUAAAUACCCUUUGUUCUUUCAAAAUGCGCAACAUUGGAGAGGUUACUGCUGGUAUUUUACCAGUGUCAAGAUUUAAACUUAUUCUAUGGCUCAGUCACCUCCGUUCCCUAAGAGCAUAUCAACUACUAGAAAUGUUUUUACUUCAUGAUGUUCAUUCUUGAAGUAUAGUCCAAUACAUAAUCAAGAUGGACAAAAUAAAAUUAAAUAUUACGAAGAUGACUGCAGCAAUUGAUUCAGCAUCAAAGUUCACAAUAAUUGAUGUUUUCAAAAUAGAUUGGAUGCUCGUUAAUUUUUACAUGAGUAAUGUGACCAAUUUAAAAUUUAUUUCAUAAGGUCAUUCAUUACUUUGCUCCAGUAUUUUUGUAUUAUUGCUUGGUUAAACAUAAAAUGACCUUAAAUUUCCUUGAUUUUUGCUCACUUCACAAUUUUGUUUUAUUUAGACAGUGAUAAAUGAACAAUAUAAAAGUACCUUAACUAAAGUUUUUUCCUUUUUUCUCUAAGUAUCUAUCAUCAAUCAAUGUUUGAUAAAUCGAUUGUCAACCCCAGGGAAUGAGUUUCAGGAUAAUUUUGAAUUGUUCAAAAGUUGCUGAUUUUUGCCAAAAUUAAUUUUGUAUUAAGUAAAUGGUUUAGUCACUCAAAAUAUCAGAAUUUGUGCAAAGAUUAUUCGUAACCUCUCCAACGAUAUGGUAUGUAUUAUGGUUGAACGCUGUGACAUUUAACCAGUAAAGACAGUUAGUGUAAACUUAAGAGAUCCAGAUAAGAUCUUGGAAGCAUUGCAAGAACAUUUAAUUAGAACCAUGAAAUAUUUUGGAGACUUUGUUUGAACUUACACAAAUUUCUGUGCAAAUUUAGUGGAAGUAAUUUAUGUAAGCACAAGGAAAGUUUUCCGAUACCUCAGAAAAUUCCAGUAAAAGACCUUAGGUAUUAAGUUGUAUUUAUUUGAGCAUAAAUACUUAUAAGAUUCUUUCAUUUUAACUUUGGUUAGGGAAUUAAUAUGGAACUAUGAUAUUCAUAGAUAAGAGAAUUUCAAAAAUGUCAUUUGUAAAUACUACAAUUUGUAUGCACCGGCGAGCAAAUAAUUAAAUAAUUAAUUUUGUACUUAAAA
Bemisia tabaci is the source of this 3193-nucleotide messenger RNA. It is a transcript of the gene fok, whose product is annotated as fledgling of Klp38B. The record is from RefSeq and is a predicted model, not a curated record. Lineage: Eukaryota; Metazoa; Arthropoda; Insecta; Hemiptera; Aleyrodidae.